This is a messenger RNA of Mycetomoellerius zeteki, 3171 nucleotides long. RefSeq names its product calpain A (gene CalpA). Gene Ontology annotation, biological process: proteolysis. Gene Ontology annotation, molecular function: calcium-dependent cysteine-type endopeptidase activity; calcium ion binding. The transcript has 16 exons. The record is from RefSeq and is a predicted model, not a curated record. NCBI's taxonomy places the organism in Eukaryota, Metazoa, Arthropoda, Insecta, Hymenoptera, Formicidae. Gene Ontology annotation, cellular component: cytoplasm. The coding region runs from base 483 to 2795 and encodes 770 amino acids.
AGGGAAGGGACAGUUUGUUCUGAAACAGAGCGAAUCUCACUGGAUAUCCCAGCCAGUGUAUCACGUACCACACGCUCGUCAGCGUCCUUUUCGGUACGACCGCGUGCGGUACAGAAUCGGUAUCAUCCGGUGCCGUCACCUGCAACCAGGUUUUCGAAUUGCGCAGAAAAACGAUUAACACAUUUUGCGAUACGUACUGUCCAUAAGUGGUAUACAAUACGAUCAUUCAGAAAGAUAAUCCACCAUAUGAACAACGACUUUAACCUUCCUACAGUCAUAACUCGCGCAACUUCGAUAAGAAUCGGCGUCAUCGUGACACUGACGAUAACAGUGCAGAAAAAGUGAGGUUAACCAGUGAGAACGAAGUUUCAUAUUGUCAAGAAGACAUGUGGUCAAUAGAAUAAAUUGGACUCUACCGAUUGUUGCCAAAUUUCCGAUAGCUCGCAGAUCUCAUCGGAAUAAGAAUUUUCAAGUGUACGAAAAUGAAUUCGUAUGGAUGGAACAGAGAAAUAACCGAGCCAGAAUUCGUCCGACAAGAAACAAAGAAGAUCGAGUUAGGGGAGAAAGGAUCCGGCUUCAGACCACGAGGGGAAGUCCAAGACUUCAAUACCCUGAGACGAGAGUGCCUGGAGACAGGAAGACUCUUUGAAGAUCCUGAAUUUCCAGCCAAUGAUUCGUCGCUGUAUUUCUCCCGUAGACCGGAUAGAUACAUAGAAUGGAAACGACCGAUGGAAAUCGCGGACGAUCCUCAGCUCUUUGUGGAGGGUUUUUCAAGAUUCGAUGUUCAGCAAGGAGAACUGGGAGACUGUUGGUUGCUGGCCGCAGUGGCGAAUCUGACCAUGCAUUCGAAUUUGUUCUUUCAAAUAGUGCCAGAGGAUCAGAGCUUCGAGGAAAAUUACGCUGGAAUCUUUCACUUCAGGUUUUGGCAGUACGGUAGAUGGGUCGACGUAGUGAUCGACGAUCGAUUGCCCACCUGUCGUGGAGAAUUAGUGUAUCUUCAUUCGGCCGAGAAUAAUGAAUUCUGGAGCGCCCUUCUCGAAAAAGCAUACGCAAAACUUCAUGGUUCCUACGAGGCAUUAAAGGGUGGCACAACCUGUGAAGCCAUGGAGGAUUUCACUGGUGGAGUAACAGAAAUGUACCAAAUGGACGAAACGCCACCGAACUUGUUUAAUAUUCUGUUAAAAGCCUUUGAGAGAAACUCUUUACUGGGUUGUUCUAUCGAGCCCGACCCCAACGUACUGGAGGCUGAAACACCUCAAGGAUUGAUACGCGGUCACGCAUACAGCAUCACUCGCGUGAAGAACGUGGAGAUCCAGAUGCCAAAUCGGUACGGUACCAUACCUUUAUUGAGGCUUCGAAAUCCUUGGGGAAACGAGGCAGAAUGGAAUGGGCCUUGGAGCGAUCAAUCACCAGAAUGGAGAUUUAUCCCCGAUCAUGAGAAAGAGGAACUUGGCCUGACAUUCGACAUGGACGGUGAAUUUUGGAUGUCGUUCCAUGAUUUUAUUCGCCACUUCACGCAACUCGAGAUAUGCAACUUGAAUCCCGACUCCUUAACGACGGACGAUAUCAGCGCCGGGAAAAAACGCUGGGAGAUGAGCGUGUUUGAAGGAGAGUGGGUGCGCGGAGUGACAGCGGGUGGUUGCAGAAACUUUUUAGAGACCUUUUGGCAUAAUCCGCAGUACCGUAUUACAUUGGAGUCUCCAGAUGACGAUGAUGACAAAUGUACCGUAAUUGUCGCUUUGAUGCAAAAAAACAGAAGAGCGCAAAGAAGGAUGGGUGCUGAUUGCCUCACUGUUGGAUUCGCGAUAUAUCAUUUAGACUAUCCGGAGAGGCUACCAAAACCACUAGACAUUAAUUUCUUCAAGUACAACGCAUCUGUUGGACGUUCACCGGCAUUUAUAAAUUUACGAGAAGUUACGUGUCGUUUCAAAUUGCCACCAGGUGUUUACUGCAUAGUUCCGAGUACUUUCGAUCCAAACGAAGAAGGUGAAUUCUUGCUGAGAAUCUUCUCUGAGAACAAGAAUAAUAUGGAAGAAAAUGAUGAAGAAGUUGGUAUUGGAGAAGUUGAUGAUAGGAUAAUUAAUCCUGCGGGUGGUAAGGAGGACCAAAACGGAGAUAACGUUCCCAAUGAACCUGAGCAAGAUCGCAAUGGCGAGAAAGUCCGAGAAUUCUUCAAGAAACUUGCUGGCGAUGAUUUGGAAGUGGACUGGACGGAACUGAAAGAUAUCCUAGAUUACGCCAUGAGGAAAGAGUUACCACAAUUGGCGCAUCGUAGCGAGGCACAUGUUCCCGAAACUGUUGAAGGAAAUGGUUCGUUUGUCGACACUCUCAUCUCACUGCUGUGCGGCAUUGUUUGUAAUAAUGAACAGUACAAUAAGCCCGUAGAGACUCACGACAGAGGUUUCAGUAAAGAUAUAUGUCGCAGUAUGGUUGCUAUGUUAGAUGCAGAUCACUCUGGCAAACUCGGUUUUGAAGAAUUUAAAACGUUGUGGAAUGAUGUUAGAAAAUGGAGGGCUGUUUUCAAGUUGUACGACAAAGACGAAUCAGGAUAUUUAAAUGCAUUUGAAUUAAGACAAGCGUUAAAUAGCGCGGGAUACCGUUUAAACAAUCAUAUUCUUAAUAUAUUGAUUCAUCGUUAUGGUACUAAAGAUGGCAAGAUUACUUUCGACGAUUACAUAAUGUGCACGGUCAGACUUAAAACAAUGAUUGAUAUCUUUAGAGAGAGAGAUCCAGAUAAAACCCAAACAGCUACGUUCACCUUGGAAGAAUGGAUGGAAAAAACACUCUAUUCGUAAUAAAAUAUAAAUUCAAUUUACCAUAAACUUGAGAAUCUUUCUAAUACCAAUGUAUCAGAUUGUGAUGAUAAAUGGCCGGAACUAUGAAUGAGAAAUAUUUUUUUAUGGAGAACCGUAAAAGAGAAUAUACUUUAUAAGUUGAGAGAUUAUGUGUACCUACACAAAGCUUUAUUAAUUUCUCCGAACUAAUGUUGUAAAAGCAUUCAUAUGACUUCACACACAUGCAGUAUAUGAUCAAUUUAGGAAUGAGAAACUGUCUUUAUACAUAAGAAUAUAUAAAUAUUUCAUCUGUAAUAAUUAUGUUGAUUUAUAUGUGGAAGAAUAUGGUAUCGCGUGCCUUAACAUAUUUUAAGUAAUUGCAACAUUAUCAUUAAAA